This is a messenger RNA of Neoarius graeffei (lesser salmon catfish), 8243 nucleotides long. RefSeq names its product zgc:103586. The record is from RefSeq and is a predicted model, not a curated record. The transcript is spliced from 4 exons. Bases 7122 to 7541 code for a protein of 139 amino acids. Lineage: Eukaryota; Metazoa; Chordata; Actinopteri; Siluriformes; Ariidae. Gene Ontology annotation, cellular component: cytosol. Gene Ontology annotation, molecular function: zinc ion binding; cytidine deaminase activity.
CCCACUGGCGUAACAGGCGCCGAUGACAAUGACGUAAUCCGUGUCCUGCCAAUGGCGAGUAGGAAUCGAACACACACAAACACGCGACUGUUGACUUUAUGAAGCUGGCCAGAGGUUUUAGGUUUUUUCCAAGUUCUCAUAUAUAACGCGUCCCUGCUCUUUUAGAAGCGAUGGCCGGUGAGUACAAGUUUACUGUUAAAAAUAAGAGGGUGUUUAUUCCCUGCAUGUGCCUCGGGCCUGAAUAUCCGUAAAUCAUCAGUGUUCGCUGUCUCUGUAAUACAGGCUGAAGUUUUGCCCAAAUUAAAUAUAUUGUGGGAUAAAUCUUAUCUUGUGUAAGUUUUAGCUUCUUUCUUUUCCUCCUAUGGUGAGCUUUCACAGUACCGUUCAUACCGUACAAGAUCUGAUGUGAGCUGUUCGGCUGUCAGAACCAUCAGCUGCACUUGGGCUGCGUCCCAAACCAUCAGCUGCACUUGGGCUGCGUCCCAAACCAUCAGCUGCACUUGGGCUGCGUCCCAAACCAUCAGCUGCACUUGGGCUGCGUCCCAAACCAUCAGCUACACUUGGGCUUUGUCCCAUGCCACCGUCAGCUGCACUUGGGCUGCGUCCCAUGCCACCGUCAGCUGCACUUGGGCUGCGUCCCAUGCCACCGUCAACUGCACUUGGGCUGCGUCCCAUGCCACCGUCAGCUGCACUUGGGCUGCGUCCCAUGCCACCGUCAGCUGCACUUGGGCUGCGUCCCAUGCCACCGUCAACUGCACUUGGGCUGCGUCCCAUGCCACCGUCAACUGCACUUGGGCUGCGUCCCAUGCCACCAUCCCAUGCCACCGUCAACUGCACUUGGGCUGUGUCCCAUGCCACCGUCCCAUGCCACUGUCAACCGCACUUGGGCUGCGUCCCAUGCCACAGUCAACCGCACUUGGGCUGCGUCCCAUGCCACCGUCAGCUGCACUUGGGCUGCGUCCCAUGCCACCGUCAGCUGCACUUGGGUUGCGUCCCAUGCCACCGUCAGCUGCACUUGGGUUGCGUCCCAUGCCACCGUCAGCUGCACUUGGGUUGCGUCCCAUGCCACCGUCGGCCGCACUUGGGCUGCGUCCCAAGCCACCGUCGGCCGCACUUGGGCUGCGUCCCAAGCCACCGUCGGCCGCACUUGGGCUGCGUCCCAUGCCACCGUCGGCCGCACUUGGGCUGCGUCCCAUGCCACCGUCGGCCGCACUUGGGCUGCGUCCCAUGCCACCGUCGGCCGCACUUGGGCUGCGUCCCAUGCCACCGUCGGCCGCACUUGGGCUGCGUCCCAAGCCACCGUCGGCCGCACUUGGGCUGCGUCCCAAGCCACCGUCGGCCGCACUUGGGCUGCGUCCCAAGCCACCGUCGGCCGCACUUGGGCUGCGUCCCAAGCCACCGUCGGCCGCACUUGGGCUGCGUCCCAAGCCACCGUCGGCCGCACUUGGGCUGCGUCCCAUGCCACCGUCGGCCGCACUUGGGCUGCGUCCCAUGCCACCGUCGGCCGCACUUGGGGUGCGUCCUAAAACUCAGUUUCAUUGGGCUGUAUCCUUAAAAAAAAAUGAGGAAAAGCAUAAACAGAUGCUUUGGGAGGUGAACCUUGGCCCCAAAUACGGUAGCCUGCCAUUUUAUAGGAUUCAAAUAAAUGUUACUUUGGUGUUUCCAGUGUGGACUGUUUGUAUGUUGUUAGCACUUUUGUAGUACAAAAUAUGUGCAGUAGGAGGAGGCAUUGUUUGUAUUAAGUAGGCUUACUAUAGGGGCCUUUCACAAUGACAUCAUCGUAACUGCGGGCACAAAUAUAUGCGAGUGAUUUGUAAGCCCAAAUUCAAAUCAAAUCAAAUCAAGUUUAUUUGUACAGCGCUUUUAACAAUAAACAUUGUCGCAAAGCAGCUUUACAGAAUUUGAACGACUUAAAACAUGAGCUAAUUUUAUCCCUAAUCUAUCCCCAAUGAGCAAGCCUGUGGCGACGGUGGCAAGGAAAAACUCCCUCAGACGACAUGAGGAAGAAACCUCGAGAGGAACCAGACUCAAAAGGGAACCCAUCCUCAUUUGGGCAACAACAGACAGCCUGACUAUAAUAUUAACAGUUUUAACAGGUAUAACCCUCAACUAUUAUCUCCAAAUUCAGUACAUCUACAGAUAAACUUGUAAAAGUUACAUACAAUGCCAGAGACCUGUAGUGCUUUUGGGUGUAAUAACAGAUGUGGAGAGAAGCCUAGUUUAACUUUUCACCGCUUCCCGGAGAACCCAGAAAGACAAGAAAAAUGGCGAGCUUCAGUUAAACAGGAAGACUGGAUGCCAACAAAACAUUCCUGUGUGUAGAGAACAUUUUAUAUCAGGUUAGUAUGAAAGCUCUGUGCACCUAUUAUUUCUCCUAACACUUUUUUUUUAGCUCAAGGUGAUUUAGUUAUAAAAAUUCCAUAGAUCUAAUUCUAGCCUCAGCUACUCAAGUUAAUAUUCAACAAGUCCAUAAAUUGGCAUAACAUGGAUAGAACUUUGGUCUAGAUGGUAAAACUUUUAACCAAUUGCAUGGUCUGGCACUAAGUACAGUCUACUGGUACAUACACAAGCGUGUCAUACUUAGCCGUUCUACUGUACUACAAAAAAAUGCCAAAUGGAAAAUGUAUGAACAUUAAAAUAUAUAUCUGGAUGUGGGCUUUGGAAGAUAUAUAUUUUAUUAGACCUAAUGCUUGGCAAGACAAGCAGCAUGUUUAUGUACCACCAUAAAAUAUGCUACAUCUAGGCUCUGGCUUGUUUAUUGCUGUUAUAAGUCCACAUUUGAGCUUACCUUUGUCAUAAUAAGGUAUUUUUCUUUAUCAGGAAGUUUCUAUAACAUUCCGACAUGAAACCUGCCUCAAAAUAUUGGUAGGCAUCUGCGCUUUUGCAAGCCUUUAUUAUCUCCAGUGUAUCUAGAAAGUCCCAAAUACUAAAUAGUUCAGGACGUCAUAGUGUCCCAAAUCCGGUAGCUGGUUCACCAAACACUUCAAGUGGAAUAAAUACAUUUGUGGGGAAAUUAAGAAGAACAAGCCAUUAUUUCUCACGUUUACUCAAGCACAGCAAAAUUCCUCCUCUGCAUUUAAACUAUUUGAAGCGGUAAACACACAGAGAGAGAGAGAGAGAGAGAGAGCCCACAGUGGGCAAGAUAAAUAAAUACAUUUGUGGGUAAAUUAUAUGGAUCUGUGAUGCUUGCGUGUUUCAGCUUUUGGAUGUAAUGUGAUCUGCUGGUAUAAAAUACAUUUUUAAUAAUUUCAGAGAGAUUGUACUGACUGCAGUCAUCUCGAUUUUCAUUCUUAACAAUCACAACUAUGUUUCUUUGUUUGCCUGGCAAUAUGGCGGACGCUGCGCGAUAAAAAUCUGUGACAUCAGUGAAAGGCCCUUAUAGCUAAAGACUCAGUUGCUUGAUUUUGUGCAUGGGUACAAGAAUAAUUGAAACUCUAAACUGUUUCUGUUUAUCUUGGUGUAGGAUGAUGUGGCUUAACAUUAUUUAUGUGAAUAAACAUUAAAUUGUAUACAAAAUGGUACUAUACUCCUUAUUCCCUACAGACAGUAGAAUUCUUUACAAGCGUACAGGAUACAGUUUUUGGACAUAUGUAAAUAAAAAAAAAUGUGGGUUUUGAUUUGCAGUUGUCUUUAAAAUAAAACAGUCACUCACUGAGCACUCUAUUAGGAGCAACUGUAUACCUACUAAUUCAUGCAAUUAUUUAAUUAGCCAAUUAUGUGGCAGCAGUGCAAUGCAUAAUCCUGCAGAUGUGGGCCAGCAGCUUUGGGUAAUGUUCCCAUCAACCAUCAGAGUGGGGAAGACAGUAUAAUCUCAAUGACUUUGACUGUGGCCUCAUUGUUGGUGCCAGAUGAGCUGGUUUAAGUAUUAUAGCUGUUGAUCUUUUGGGAUUUUCACACACAACACACUCUAGAAUUUGAACAGUGCCAUAAAGUAAAAACAUUCAAUAGGUCAGAUAGAUCCAGUUCUGUGGACAGAAAAGCCUUGUUGAUGAGAGAGGGCAACGGAGAAUGGACAAAUUGGUUUGAGCUGACAGAAAGGCUACAGCAGUGUUUCUCAACCACUGGGUCUCAGCCAAUUAUGGCCCUUUUCCACUACCCUUUUUCAGCUCACUUCAGCUCGCUUCAGCUCACUUCAGCCUGACACGGCUCGCGUUUCGACUACCAAAAACCAGCACGACUCAGCUCGCUUCAGCCCUGCUUAGCCCCUAAAACUCGCACCGUUUUGGAGUGGGGCUGAAGCGAGCCAAACCGUGCCGAGUGAGGCUGGGGGCGUGAGCAGACACUCCCCUGUGCACUGAUUGGUGAGGAGGAGUGUCCUCACAUGCCCACACACGCCCCGCGAGCGCGCUGGGAUCUGUAAACACUGCAAACCCGGAAGAAUAAUAAUUACGAAUUACGAGAAUUUCUGAAGCCUUAUGCGCCUCGCCUCAUCUAUACGCUCUUGCCAGCAUCUGUUGGCGUUGUCGGUGACAACAAGCCACAGCACCAAGACCAGCAACACUAAUGACUCCAUGUCCUCCAUGUUUAUUGUUUACUAUUCGGGUCGUGAGACUACCGCUUAAAAGCUCACUGAUGUCACUGUUUGCGCUGCUUAACGACACGUGACGUCCACCCACUUUCGCUAACUCCACCCAAUGUGUCCACCCACUUCCAGCCAGCACGGUUCAGCGUGGUUGUAGUCGAAAUGCAACUCCAACAGCCCCGCUCAGCCCGACUCAGCACGGCACGGCUCAGCCCGACUCAGCCGCGUUUGUAGUGGAAAAGCGGCAUUAGUGGGCUGUGAUGCGCCAUCUAGUGUCCACAAAUAUUUUUCAAGUUGAAGCUAAUUUUUACUCAUAGUAGAGUACAAUUGCUGGGUUGCAUUUGACGUUACAUCCGCCUCAUUAAGCUACGGUCACACUACAGCUCGCGAUGCUUUACGAUGGGUUAUCGAUGAAAAUGAGGCAUUUUGGUGCCAAUGUAUGGUGAUAUACAUGUGAGCUAAAAGUUGUGGUCACACAGCAUGUGAACACUUGACUGUCGUGCCUUCACACGCUUGAGUCUGGCACAGCUCGAGCAGCCACGCGUGCUCACGGAGCGCUUUGUGCCUGCUUCUGGGACCCAGUUGUUAUGGGAAACACCUGAUACUGAUUUGAGCACAAUCAGCAAAUACAGACAGAUACGGAUACGGACGCUGUUUUCACAGAGGCUUUGCGAAGUAUUAUCAUUAUCACGGUCACGUUUGUUUCUAGCCAUGUUUAUAACGCUGUUUAAAUACUCUGCUUUAUGAUUCUGCUUUCUGUUUUGCUUUCGUUUUUGUAAAUAUCACACCUGCUAAUAAACAUUCUUCCUGCACUUAGAUCCGUCUACCGACGUCUAUCUUGUAGUGUCCUGAUCCCCAGAGCUUUAACCCAGUCACAUAUAAAAAGUUGUACUCCUGCAUGCUCUUCCAGGUUUUCAUCUGUGUGUCUGUGUAGAACGAUGUCUGCAGCACCAGGUAGUUUGAAAUGUCAGGGAACUCAAUGGAUGGAUAAUUUUCCAACUCAUAGGAAAAAUCCUUCUUUGUUAGCGUGUAAGGAUCUAAUCUCAUUGAGUGGUUUCUAUAUCCACUUCUUUUGAGUGUACUUCUUGGUUUUAAUAAGUUGCUUGUUUGGUGUACACAAACAUGGCAAUCAGUUCUUGCAUUAAUGGACCAGACUCCACUUUUGGAUCAUUAAUCCCUUUUGACUGAGAACGCCCUGCAUGCAUGGGUUUAUGUUGGCUUCUGGCACUUCCAUACAGUUUUAAAGACAAUACCUACAAUUAAAAACAGUUUGUUUUUAUUGCAUUUAUUUAAUUCCUGGGCUCCCAUCUGUAACAGGGAAUAAUGUUGCAUCUCAUUAAUACACUUUACAGUAGAUUAUUAGAUUCUAAUAGAAUAGAUGAGCCAAAAUAACUGGGAAUCUUUUUAAUGGGCCCGAGUCAUUACAAGUAUGAAUAGGUGGGCCUCAAAGCAGACAAGAUUGAGAACCCCUGGGCUACAGUAACUCAGAUAACCAGUCUGCAAUUGUGGUGAGCAGGAAAGCAUCUCAGGAUGCACAACACAUUGAAAUUUGAGGUGAAUGGGCUACAACAGCAGAAGAGCACGUCGGGUUCCAUUCCUGUUAGAAAACAGAAAGCGGAGGCUGCAGUGGGCACAGACUCACCAAAAGUGGAAAGUUGAAGACUAGAAAAACUUAGCCUGGUCUGAUGAAACCAUGGACCCAACUGGCCUUGUGUUAACAGUCCAGGCUGGUGGAGGUGGUGUAAUGGUGUUAGGAAUUAUUUCUUGGCAUAUUUUGGGCCUGUUAAUACUAAUCAUUAUUUGGGUGAUAUGGUGGUGUAAUGGUCAGCACUGUCGCCUCACAGCAAGAAGGUUCUGGGUUCAAGCCCAAUGGCUGACAGGGGCCUUUCUCUGUGGAGUUUGCAUAUUCUCCUCGUGCUUACAUGGGUUUUUGCCUCUGGGUGCACUGGUCUCUCCCACAGUCCAAAGACAUGCAGUUAGGUUAAUUGGCUAGUCUAAAUUGCCCAUAGGUGUAAAUAGCUGAGCUGUGUUGCAUGGUCAGACAUGAGUAGUAUGGUGCCUUUGUAUGCCUUUUACUCAGCCAUGUUGAGCUGCAUCCUUUGUAAUUCAGCUGCAAGAAAGGAUGAAUAGCCACCCCAAACUUCAAUCAAUUAACAAUUGAAAGCCACAGGCUGUUUGGGUAUUGUUGCUGACCAUGUGCAUCCCUUCAUGGCUACAAUUUACCAUCUUCUAAUGGCUGCUUCCAGCACGAUAAUGCACCAUGUCACAAAGCAAAAGUCUCAAUUUGGUUUCAUGACCAUAACAAUGAGUUCAGUGUUCUUCAGUGGCCUUCCCAGUCACCGCAUCUGAAUCCAGGAGAACACCUUUGGGAUGCGGUAGAACGGGAGAGUUACAGCAUGAAGGUGCACCUGAAAAAUCUGCAAGAAUUGUGUGAUGCUAUCAUGUCAACAUGGACCAGAAUCUCAAAGGAAUGUUUCCAAAAUCAUCUCCAUGCUACAAAGAAUUAGGGCUGUUUUGAGAGCAAAGGGAGGCCGUACCCAGUAUAAGUAUAGUGGUCCUAAUAAAGUGCUCAUGUAUUUAUUUAAGAAAUUGUUCUUUAAUGUUCAUGUCUAAUCAAGUUGCAGAACUGGUGGCAAAAUGUUUGCAGGCACGAGACAUGGCUUAUUGCCCCUAUAGCCAAUUCCCGGUUGGUGCAGCUAUUUUGACAUCAGGAGGUGCUAUAAUCACAGGCUGCAAUGUAGAGAAUGCUUCUUAUGGCCUUACAGUCUGUGCAGAACGAACCGCCAUCCAGAGAGCUGUAGCUGAGGGUCACAGAAAUUUUACAGCUAUAGCAGUCACAUGUGAUAUUGAAGAUAGUUUUGUGGGGCCCUGUGGGGCCUGUCGGCAGGUGUUAAUGGAGUUUGGAACAGAAUGGGACAUUUACCUGACCAAGCCUGAUGGAUCCUAUAAGAAGACAAGUCUGAGAGAGCUACUUCCUUUAGCAUUCAGCCCAGCUCACCUGGCAAAAGACAGCAAUUAAAAUGAUAGCUUUUUAGGAUGGUCUGUUUUGUUUGUGCUACUCUGAAUUCGAGCUGUACACCGGGAUCACUAAAACGUGGCGGGAGCAAGUAGUUUUGAACGCCCAUGCAGGUGUGGGCUGUCAGAUCUGAACCUCACAGGAUGAAGAAAGGCCAGAGAGUGUUCUAGAUGCAGCAGGUUGUUUGUGUGACAGUGUGUGAUGCCUGUGUAUGACGCAUUACUACAGUUCAUUCAUCUUCAGGAAAUGAUUUUUUUCUGGUUAAGACUGCUGUGGUUUAAAUGACUAAUUCAUUUAGAUUUUGGGGAAUAAACUUGCUCAUUAGGAAAUAUCGUGGGCAGGUACAGACAAAAAUAAGUAUAUAAAAAUAACUCUGGAACCAGAAAGGAUUUGAUCAAGCUUUCUGCAGGAGUGGGCAAGACUGGGGGAAGAGAGUCCUUACUCAAAACCUUUGUGAUGAUGUAAAUCAAACACUUGUCUUUUUUAGGGGGGGUGUCAUAGAGGAGGACUUGAUAUUUCAGAAUUAGACUUAAAAUUUACCUCAGGUAUUCUCAUCAAGUUGGACCUAUAAAAAUAAUUAUUUAGUAAUAAUCAAUUCAUAAAUUAACCAAUAAACAAUUAACAUCCUUAUUUAUUUAUUUAUUUAUUUAUUUAUUUGCACAAAGAAAAAAAAAUACAUAAUACAACCCCAAUUCCAAAAAAGUU